GGGUGGUUGCGCAAUUGAGUGGCAACUCUUGAAGACAUAGUCGGCAAAAUCAAGGAAAAGCAUGAUGCAGCUGAAGCAAAGGAACUAGCAGCAAAAGAAGAAGAAGAACAAAAAAAGAGAGAAAAGGUGGAGGAGGAUCGUCGUUUGUUUGAGAAACAAGAUAGGGAGGAGUGGCAGUUAAAGAUGCGAGAAGAUCUGAAUAGUCGAUGGGAGAUGGUAUGUGAGAAGAUUGACCAGAAGGAUAAGGUGAACAAUGAAGUUGCUAAGUUACGUGAAGAAGUUGCUCGGAUGGCUCAAAAGAACGACGUGGAAAAACCAUCCUCUUCGAUGGCCAAAACUGUGAUUGAAGAAGACGUGGUCGAACGAUUGAAGCGGGAACAAGAGGAGUUGCGGGCUGCAGCGGAUCGAUGGUUUGCUUUGCUCGAGGAAAGACUUUCGGCGUUGACCAAGGCGAAAGAGGAAGCAGAAGCGAAUGCUGAAGUGUGGAAGGCAGAAGCUCUUCGACCCGGCAACAAGAGGGGAAGCAUCGCGGUCGGACAGACUCAUGUUUCACACGCUAGGGUACGACAGCGUAGCACAUCUUCUGGGCUGCCUACCGAGCCUCGAGUUAAUCCGCAGAUCAAAGGUAUUGUCGAGCGCCACAAUAUGGAGGUCGUCCUGUUGAAGGAAAUGCGUUUGAAGGACGUCAAUGGAGAUGAGAAUGGCUUCAGAGAGCAGCUGCGGCGGCAGGCAAUGGCUAUAAUGGCUGGACUGUCUGAUGUUCAGCAUCGACAGAUCCUGCUCGGCGGGUUCGCGCUGUCUCCUACUCCCGCUUCACAUGACAUCGGCAAUCACGAUGCGCCUCCAUGCUUGUCACCUGUGACACCUGCGUCAGGCGGCCAGACUGUGUCACUCUCUCACGAAAUUGGAUGUACCACUCCUCCGCCUCAUACGGGCGUUAUGAACCGUCCAGAGGGCCAACCACCAUGUUCCAAUUCUGGCAGCAGCAGUGGGGGUGUUCAGGGAGUGGAGCAGGAACCUGCUGAUGAGUACAUCAUCAAUCGGUUAAUUCGAGACGUCGAAGGCGGUACAUUUCCAGGCGCCAAUUUCAUUGUGGAUGCCGGUGACAGGCAACAGCGACCUCCGCCCACCCCGCCUGCAGGGGCAUGGUGACAAUCUCGGGCAUGCUUCUGACAGUCCGAGUCCCGUUGCAGAUAAGUCUA
This is a messenger RNA of Chara braunii, 1202 nucleotides long. The record is from the annotation of a GenBank genome assembly. Lineage: Eukaryota; Viridiplantae; Streptophyta; Charophyceae; Charales; Characeae.